AUGGGGUCUAGAGGAUUAUUGACGGGUUUGCUGGGUUUGGGUACCGGGUCUGGGCUGACAUUUUAUUUACUUACUAAGUUAUCAUCAAAACAAACACCUGAAUUAAACACAGCAACAGUAGUAAGCAAUAUCAAGGGAGAACAUUUAGUAAGUGCAAAGAUAAACCCGAAUGGAUUUUUCAAAUAUGGUUUUCCAGGUCCAAAGCAUGACUUACAAAACAGAGGCGAGUUUAUUUCUUGUUAUGAUAGACAGACCAGAAACCCAUAUUGGGUUCUUGAACAUAUGACACCAGAAUCGCUUUCGAUGCGAAAUGCUGAUAGGAAAAAUUCAUACUUCAAGGAAGAUGAAGCAAUCCCCGAUACAUUCAGAGCCAUGUUGAAGGAUUACUUUAGGUCAGGAUAUGAUAGAGGACAUCUUGCAGCUGCAGCAGAUGCCAAAUUUUCUCAAGAAGCAAUGGACAAUACGUUUUACCUUACGAAUAUGUGUCCACAAGUUGGUCAAGGAUUUAAUAGGGAUUACUGGGCACAUUUAGAAUUCUUUUGCCGAGAUCUAACCAAAAAAUAUGGAAGUGUAAGAGUCCUAACUGGACCUCUGUACUUACCAAAAAAAGACCCUACCGAUGGAAAGUAUAGAGUAAGUUACGAAGUGGUUGGAAACCCUCCAAAUAUAGCUGUUCCAACACAUUUCUUUAAAUUAAUUGUCACAGAGAAACCUUUAAUUGGUUCAAACACGGAUACCAUAUCCGUUGCAGCCUUUGUCCUUCCAAACGAGCCUAUUUCCAAUGAAACAAAGCUUACUGAUUUUGAAAUUCCAGUGGAUGCACUAGAAAGAAGCACAGGUUUGGAAUUGCUAAGAGCCUAUCCAACAAAUAAGAAGAAAGCGUUAUGUAAAGAGGUGAAUUGUCAGAUUGUUGUGAGAGAUUUUUCAAAGAAAGCAUUCAAGUCUGGAAAUAAACAAAUGCUCCCAACAACAGCAACUAAGAAAUGA
Naumovozyma castellii is the source of this 987-nucleotide messenger RNA. It is a transcript of the gene NUC1, whose product is annotated as ribonuclease. The record is from RefSeq and is a predicted model, not a curated record. Bases 1 to 987 code for a protein of 328 amino acids. The transcript has a single exon. Lineage: Eukaryota; Fungi; Ascomycota; Saccharomycetes; Saccharomycetales; Saccharomycetaceae.